AAACACAACUAUAGGUCAUUAUACUCCGUAGAUUGAUACAAUCCGCUUGUAAGAUGUUUCUUAGCCUUCUGCACACACUGUACAUGAGAUAGACCUGUGUAAUUACAUAGUGGCGGCUCCUUUAACUCCACAUUUGGUGUAAGUACUGCACAGUACGACUAUGAACGACAUGGGGAGAUUCAGUAUGUAUAUCGCGUGAGUCAAGUCGGAUCUGGAGCACGAUGGCUCACCCUGGAUACGUUCUCUCGGCACCUUGAAGAAUUUCCAAUCUUUAAAGUCCCAGUUCCCAACUUGAAUUUACCAGCCAUUGGCCCGUUGUGCCUACUCCAUAUACCUAGUCACCAAGUCUACCAUGUCUGUACCACGAUCGGAGCUCAAGUUUCGAGCACCGCCCUCGAUGCAACUGAGUGACGGCUCUGCAGACUCGAAGACAGCACCACCAACACCUCUUUCAUUUAGUCCAUCAACUGAAAGAGCGAAGAAUCGUUUCGCAGUCGCAGGGAACGUCGUCAUCACGGGUGGUGCCGGAGACAUCGGCUCAGCUGCGUGCAGGGCAUUGUUGGACCAUGGACUCUGUGGGCUGGCCAUCUUUGACCUCUCCGAGGAUUCUGGGCAAUUGUUGGUGCGUGAGUUGAUGGCAGAGUAUCCAGGCGCUGUCAUCGCUUUCUUCACUGUGGACGUCACAGACGCAGACGCAGUCAAUGCUGCAGUUUCUCUGGCCGAGGAAAAGGUUGGCCCUGUCCAGACGUGUCUCUGCUUCGCAGGAAUUGCAUUCGCAACACACGCUCUGGACAUAUCGCCUGAUCAAUGGAACAAGAUGCUUGGGGUGAACGCUACUGGUGCCUUCCUCGUUGCGCAGGCCGCAGCCAAGGCAAUGGUGGCCCGCGGGACUGGCGGCAGCAUCGUGCUCAUGGCCAGCAUCUCGGCGCACAUUGUCAACUUUCCCCAGCCUCAAGUUCACUACAACGCGGCCAAGGCGGCAGUCUUGUCGAUCAAGAGCUCUCUUGCUGCGGAGUGGGCUCGUUACGGCAUCCGCGUCAAUAGCAUCAGCCCUGGCUACAUGGACACCAUCCUAAACGAAGGCGAAGGUCUUGCUGAGCAUAGGAGGAUCUGGGCAGAGAGGAAUCCGUACGGUCGUUUGGGGAAGCCUGAAGAGCUUACUGGUGCAAUUGUCUUGCUUGCGAGUCAGGCAGGGAGCUACAUGACGGGCGCAGAUAUCUUGGUCGAUGGCGGAAUUAGUGUUUUCUGAGAAAGUCUACAUGUACAUGUAUGUUUGACUCAAGUUCAAUGGGAAAAUUCAACAACAGGAAGUGGCCUCCCUCACUUGAAGGAUCCCAGAAAGCUCCCGUGAAUAUGAUUCUAGUAAGAGUAUUGUUAGCAGUGACGUAGAACUUGGCUUGCAUGCUGGGGCUGAUCCCCACUGCUUCUCGUUGGCCGUCAGGGGUUACAAACCUGCGCAGUUGAUCAUGAACGGCCGUCUUGACGGGAAGCAGCUGCUGUUUGGGGUGGCAAUCUUGACCCUACGGACCAAAAUCGUACGAGGAAGGCUGGCACGCACCCUGCCCGUGACACAUAGUACUGUACAGUACGUGCAUUAGCUUCCCAAACUCCAUGGAUCCCCAAAGCCCUCGAGCCGAUGGACGCCUCUCGCCCAGUCCCGCUCAGUAA
Molecule: messenger RNA, 1668 nt
Organism: Emericellopsis atlantica
Lineage: Eukaryota; Fungi; Ascomycota; Sordariomycetes; Hypocreales; Bionectriaceae
Exons: 2
Coding region: 353-1249 (298 amino acids)
Molecular function (GO): oxidoreductase activity, acting on the CH-OH group of donors, NAD or NADP as acceptor
Source: RefSeq, a predicted model, not a curated record